Messenger RNA from Acanthopagrus latus (yellowfin seabream), 2148 nucleotides. RefSeq names its product leucine rich repeat protein 1 (gene lrr1). The transcript is spliced from 5 exons. NCBI's taxonomy places the organism in Eukaryota, Metazoa, Chordata, Actinopteri, Spariformes, Sparidae. The coding region runs from base 368 to 1633 and encodes 421 amino acids. The record is from RefSeq and is a predicted model, not a curated record. Gene Ontology annotation, molecular function: protein binding.
UUAUGCUAACGGCAGCUAGCCCACCAACUCACAGCUGAGACUUCCAGGAGCUUUCCACUUUCCCAAGAUACCGACAACAUAACCACGGCUGCCCACACAAAGCUGAGUGUGGCCGCUGUGUGUUGUGCGCGGUGUCUUCUCCGGUCGCUCCCUCGCGGCUCUGUACAACAAGUCUUCUCGGUUGUUGACAUCCGUGACGAGCACGGACGUGUGUCAUUAGCUUCCAGCACGUAAGUUUAGUUUCAAGCUAGCGCCGUGAGUGUUGUUCUCCGCGGAAGUUUCUUUCUCUCUGGCAUGCAUUCAGACCCCUAAGUCGCUCCGACUCGGCGCUGAGCCGGACUUCACUCUCGUAAGUGUUUCGGUUGAGAUGAAGCUGCAGUGUGACGUCGAGGUGGUGAAUCGGAUGCUCCCCACGUUCGGCAUGAAAAGUCGAGGGAAAGGGGCGAGAGCGGUGCUCUCCAUCGGGAAGCAUUUGGACAAGACCAGUCAACGCAGCAGUGUUUACAUGAUGAUCUGCACAGCCAAGGACAGGGCAGGCUCAAAGUACAAGCUUAAAGACAACAUAGAGAAGUUCUUCACAUGGUUUGUGGAGGAAGGCAAAGCCACUGUGCGAUUAAAGGAACCAGCUGUUGACAUAUGUUUGAGCAAGGCUGAUGCCAACAGCUUGAAGAACUUCCUCUCGGCCGCUCGUUUGGCAGACAGAGGAAGUGACGCGAGCAGCCUUCCCCUGUCCACGCUCACUCCCGUGCGCGCCCGAGACGUCGAGCAACCCAAGAAGAAGCUCACCAUCGUCUCUAAGAAGGACUACCCCCUCACCUCCGGCUUCCCUUACUCUCUGGAGCAGCUGCAGGUCUCCUACUGCAAACUGUCACGGGUGGACAUGAGGAUGCUGUCCCUUAAAGCUCUCCGCAAGCUAGACCUCAGCAACAACCACAUUAAGAAACUCCCUGCCACCAUCGGCGACCUCAGCUGCCUCUCUGAGCUCGUCCUCCACAACAAUCACCUGGAAUCCUUCAGCGUGGCCCUGUGCCUGUCCACCCUACAGAGGACCCUCCAGAUCCUGGACCUCAGUCAGAAUCGACUGCAGGCCCUCCCCGCUCAGUUUUGCCAGUUCCGAGAACUGGUAAACCUCAAACUGGACGACAACGAACUCAUCAGUUUGCCGUUCCACAUUGGCCGACUCUCCAAGUUGAGGUUCCUGUCAGCAGCGCACAACCAGCUGGCCGUGUUGCCCGGUGAUUUCCGUAGGCUGAGUCUGGAGAACCUGGACCUGUUUGGAAAUCCAUUCGUCCAACCUAACUCUCUGGACCAUAAGAUGAAUCUCACAUUCCCGCUUCCACUUCAAGAGAUGGCUUCCAGAGCUGUGGCCAACCUCAGGAUAACAUUCGGACCCGACCUCAUCCCUGCCCACUUGUGCCGGGACCUCGAAGUAGCCAAGACCUGCACCUGCAGCCGCGUCUGUGUCAAUUUCUACAUCAAGACGGCGGUCAGCAUGAACCUGCACCAAGUCUCUCACACAGUGGUCCUGGUAGACGACAUGGGGGGCACAGAUGCACCGGUGCAGCAGCACUUCUGCUCCCUCUCCUGCUAUUCUGAAUUUCUAGACAACUCCCUCCAGAGAGGAAUCAGAUGAGGUAGAAGAAACACUUUGAGGAAUCUUUUUUGCAAUAGAAUUCAAGUUGUAAGGUGACAAGCCAACAAGAGGAAUCUGCCUUAGUGAACGGCUCAGUGGUCCAGUUCUCUGCUAAUGAAUAUUGACUGAUUAGGUUUUCUUUUUUAAAAGUCCUUCCUGUUCUACACUUGCAUUCAACGUAUUAUCAUGCACUUCCCACACAACAGAAAUGGGCCAAGAUGGAAGCAUGAAUGCCUCGCUGAUUCGCACUUACUCUAUGGAACUCACAGCAGCAGUGACACAAAAUGACAGUUUCCCUGUUUUGCUGCUAUGUGUCGCACAUCGUCGUCUUAAAGAAGACUCCAGGUUCCCCCACUGACCUACUUCUAAUCCACAGGGGAAUAAAUUGAUUUCUUCCUCAACACAGUGCCUCAGGGUCCAUGAGUAAUGGGAGUUGUUUUUUACUGUGCUACUGACCCACAGAUUUAUAAAUAUAUAUACAUGUGAGAAGUUCAAUAAACUAAAAGUAUUCAUUA